Messenger RNA from Chrysemys picta bellii (western painted turtle), 2721 nucleotides. The record is from RefSeq and is a predicted model, not a curated record. Lineage: Eukaryota; Metazoa; Chordata; Testudines; Emydidae.
UAUGAAAAGUGUCAGCUGGGGCAAAACUGUGUCUAAUUCCUUUGGUUGAGUAAUUGAAAUAGGAAUAGUUCAAAAUGUGUUUCAUCCACAUUUCUGUUCCCUUCUAAAUCUGUCGUUUUUCCUGACUUGCUUCCUCAGGAGCAAGAGAUGGAAGCAGAGGAGCAGGAAGAAAACUGUCAGUUUGAUCUGGAGAAGAUGAAGAUCACAGAGGGAGGAAAUAUGAUGCUGAUGACUUUCGAUGAGGUGGCUUUGUAUUUCUGCCAGGCAGAGUGGGGGCCUCUUGGAUGAAGAGCAGAGGGAAAUCUACAAGGAUGUCAUGCAGGAAAAUUAUGAGACUCUGAUCGCCCUGGGUACAACUCUCAUAUAUGAUUUCCGAUUCCCAAGCCUGAGAUGAUAGCCCAGGUGGAAAGAGGGGAAGAGCCAUUUGUCCCAGAUCUCCAGCACUCUGAGGAAAUGGAGAUGCUGAUGGUCGACUGCACAGGCUCGCUCCUGGCUCCUCCCCGGAAGCGUCCUUUGCCCUCCCAGUCUCCAAGCAGGAAGCUGCAAUCUGCCGUGUGAGUGAGAUCUGCGAGGCUACAGCGCAUCCUCUCUCCCAGAGGCGAGCCCGGGACUGGAGGCUGCAAUCCCUGUCGGCGUGUUCUUGCAGCAGUCCCAGCAGUUACAGCCUUUGGAUCCAGCCAGUAGUGGAGCUGUAUCUCCUAGGAGAUACUCUAAUGCUUUUUAAAAAAUACUACUGUAGACAGGGUACCAUUGGCAUUUUAUGGUGUGGUUGUGCUGUCCUAGCAGGGCUUUAUGGCAAAGGGCUGAUGGAACUCAACAGGGAUGUCAUGCAGGAGAACUACCAGAAUCUCAUCUCACUAGGUUUUCCAAUUCCUAAAUGUGACAUGGCCUCCCAAAUGGAAAAAGUCAAAGAACUAUCUGACUCAGGUCACCAGGCUUUCAAGGAAACAGAGAUCUUGAAAUACAGCCCCACAGGCGAUCACAGUGGAGAGGAGGAGAUUCCUCAGCAGGAAGAUUCUGCAAGCAUGGAACUGCAGCGGGUGUUUUCAGAGAGAUCCGGAGGAGACAUAUCCCAGGGUCCUGACCUGGGGAAAGCCCAUGUGAGUCAGCACAACUCAGCAAUGCCACAGAGAGAGGACCCUUCAGAGAGGAAACCAACUGAAUCCACUCAUGGCGAACGAGACCUCCAGGAGCAACGAGAGGACGUCAUCCCCCGACGAACACCCCGAUCAGAGAGACCAACCAUAUGUUCUGAAUGUGGGAAGGGCUUCAGUCGAAGCAUACACCUGAUCCAGCAUCAGAGAAUGCACACGGGGGAGAGACCCUUCAAAUGCACAGAGUGCGGGAAAGGCUUCAGCCAGAGCUCGCACCUUAUUCAGCACCGGAGAAUCCACACGGGCCAGAAGCCCUACACAUGUCACGAGUGUGGGAAGAGCUUCAGCCAGAGCUCCAACCUUAUCAAACACCAGAGGAUCCACACAGGACACAAGCCCUAUGUAUGCACUGAGUGUGGGAAGAUCUUCAGUGAUAGCUCCACAUGUAUAAAACACCAGAGAAUGCACACGGGAGAGAAGCCGUACAAAUGUCCUGAGUGUGGCAAAAAUUUUAGCCAGCGCUCACACCUCAUCCAGCACCAGAGGAUCCACAACGGCGUCAAGCCCUACACGUGCAUGGAGUGUGGGAAGAGCUUUGGCCAGAGCUCCGAUCUGAUCAACCACAGCAGGACCCACACCGGGGAGAAACCCUACAAAUGCACUGAGUGUGGGAAGUGCUUCAGUGGGAACUCCAAUCUGAUCAAACACCAGAGGAUCCACACGGGAGAGAAUCCCUACCACUGUGCUCAGUGCGGGAAGUGCUUCCGCUUCCAGCCACAGCUUGUGCGGCACCAGAAACACCACGCACAGUAGGGACCACCAUUGCUGGGAAGAGGGGGAAUACGGCCCUCCUGUAGGGAGAAGGCUAGCUGAGCAUUGCGGUGUGAUGUGGGGAGGGAGCACGUCCUCAGUGUGAUGAUGGUUUGAGCCAUUGUUUGGGAAUGGGUAUGAAGCACCACAAUAGGAGGAAACUGGGAAGAGUUAAGUAUUCAGGAGAAUCAUGGCCUUUUAUUUUUAAUAGUGAUAAGGGUAAAACAUGGAUCAAAUCAUAACACUUUCUCAGUACAUUGAUCAGGCUUUGGCAUCCUGGCCCGACUUCACCCUGGCCUUGUGGCUCCCUUCAGAACCCAAGCUCCUGUUUCCCACUUUCUGGUACAUUUUUUAGAUAUUCGUUCCUAUCGAUUAUAUUUAUUUAACCCCACUCCCCCAACCCCACAUUGUGAUAGUACUUGGGCCAUAUCCUUGGAACUGUACUUGCUGAAUAAAUGGUAGUGAAAUUAAUGUGUCUGUGACAAAUACGCUGCUGUUUGACAACUUAGUCCAUGAGAGCAAGUCAAUUAACAUCCUAAUAGACAUUUCUCUCAGAAAGAUGCUUGCUCAAGUGCCCUUGUGGGUGGCACUUUAUGAAAAUUAUAAAGGUGUAAUUAGUAUGUAGGAUGAAUUUGUUUUAACUGUGAUCUGCUAAUUGACAAUUGGUGAACAGGAGGAGGAUGACAUGCAUCGAAAAAAAAUUAAGCUAUUUGUCCAACUUUAAUUUGAAACUAAAUGUGUUCUUAAACUUUAAUAUGAAUUUUAAUUUCAUAAUUCUGUUUUUUUCCCCCUUGAAUAAAUCUGUUUUUAACUUAAA